AUGUCCUUUCAAGCCCAUCCUGACCUCGCCAUACCCAUUGGCUCCCUGAUACUAGUAACGGGGGUUUCGGGCAUGAUUGCGAUCCACAUUGCCGACGAGGCCCUCAAGGCCGGGUUCCGCGUUCGCGGUACCGUGCGAUCCAGUGAGAAAGGCAAGAAAGUUGCAGAAAUCCUGCAAUCGGCGAAUUUUGAAUACUGCGUGGUUGAAGAAAUGUCCAACGAUGGGGCCUUCGACGACCCCAUGUCGGAUGUGGCAGCUGUUAUUCACACAGCAGCCGUGACCAAUUUCUCCGGCGCGGUCGAAGAGGUCAUUCCGCCUACGGUGCGUACGAUAGAGAAUCUCCUAGCUGUGUCACAGGCCACUUCGUCGGUCCGAAGCUUUGUGUUUACCUCGACAAGUGGGGCAGCAUCUGGUCCCCGGCCUGGAGUGCGUUUCCAUAUCGGCCGUGACACAUGGAACGAGGUGGCUGUAGAGAGGGUACGCAUGACACCGGUCGAGGAGAGGCGGCGAAUGGGCUUUGAGUGGGGGUACCAGGUUUAUGUGGCCUCAAAGAUCGAGGCUGAAAAGGCUCUCUGGAGGUUCGUUGAGACACACAAGCCGUCAUUCUCAGUGAAUGUGGUCAACCCGGCCAUGAAUUGGGGCAAGGUCAUCGGGUCGACAGGGGUUAGUGGCAUGCAGAUUCGAAGUGUCCUAAAUGGAAACAUUCCAAAGAUUCCUUCUGUGUACAUGGUGGACACGGUUGAUGAUGCCCGUAUUCAUCUCGCCACCGCGAUUGACUCGACCGUUCAGAACGAGAGGAUCUUUGCAUGCGAUUCGCCAUUCAACUGGCGACUGGUCAUUGAAGCCAUCCAACGGAUCCGACCUGACUUGGUACUGCCCAAGCCAGAUCCCAAUGAACCCUUGGAUAUAAGUACAGUGGACAAUGAACUGGGAGCAGCGCUGCUGCGGAAGUGGUGGAACCUGCCCGGUUACAAAGGGUUGGAACAAACUGUCAGGGAAACAAUGGAGAUGGACAUGGCGUAA
Messenger RNA from Aspergillus novofumigatus IBT 16806, 1023 nucleotides. RefSeq names its product NAD(P)-binding protein. Bases 1 to 1023 code for a protein of 340 amino acids. The record is from RefSeq and is a predicted model, not a curated record. Gene Ontology annotation, molecular function: oxidoreductase activity, acting on the CH-OH group of donors, NAD or NADP as acceptor. Lineage: Eukaryota; Fungi; Ascomycota; Eurotiomycetes; Eurotiales; Aspergillaceae. The transcript has 2 exons.